Mauremys mutica (yellowpond turtle) is the source of this 4534-nucleotide messenger RNA. It is a transcript of the gene JAK3, whose product is annotated as Janus kinase 3. The record is from RefSeq and is a predicted model, not a curated record. Lineage: Eukaryota; Metazoa; Chordata; Testudines; Geoemydidae. Bases 14 to 3466 code for a protein of 1150 amino acids. The transcript has 24 exons. Gene Ontology annotation, biological process: intracellular signal transduction; peptidyl-tyrosine phosphorylation; cell differentiation. Gene Ontology annotation, cellular component: membrane; cytosol; cytoskeleton. Gene Ontology annotation, molecular function: non-membrane spanning protein tyrosine kinase activity; cytokine receptor binding; ATP binding.
CGUAGCCCGAUCCAUGCCCAGCUCCCUGGCCCAGCCCCGGGAGAGGAAACUGCGCCCGCUGGCGCCUUGGCCCGCCGGCGAGGGCAGAGCGCCGUCCCCCCCCACGAGGCUGCUUCCCACCAUGGCCCCCCUCGGAGAGGAGACGCCCCUGAUCGGAAACAGGUCCUGCAGCCUGUCCUCCAUGGAGUCGGGGACGCUCCAGGUCUACCUGUACCACCCGGCCAACGCCCCACGAUCGGACCCCGACUUGGGCGGCGUCCUGACUUUCACGUACGGCGAGUACUUGGCAGAGGAGCUCUGCGUGGCGGCAGCCAAGGCCUGCGGGAUCCUGCCCGUUUGCCACUCCCUCUUCGCCCUGGCAACGGAAGAUCUGAAAUGCUGGUUCCCGCCCAACCACCUCUUCACGGUGGACAAUUCGAGCUGCCAAGUUGUCGUCUACAGAAUCAGGUUUUUCUUCCCCAACUGGUUUGGGCCGGGGAAAUCGUACCGCUUCGGGCUGCUGAACGACCGAGCCAGCGCCGUGCUGGACUGUCCCACCAUCAAUUAUCUCUUCGCGCAGUCCCGCAGCGAUUUCAUCAGCGGGCGCAUGGAGGGGGCGCUGAGCCUGCAGAUGCAGGAGGAGUGUCUCAGCCUGGCCGUGCUGGACAUGCUGAGGAUGGUCAAGGAGAGGAAGUGGAGCCUGGAGGAGAUCUUCAGCAGCGUCAGCUACAAAUCCUGCAUCCCGGAGACGCUCCGGCACCAGAUCCAGCAGCAAAGCUUCCUGACCCGCAAGCGGAUCCGGAGGAAGUUCCACAAGUCCCUGCGGAAGAUCAGCGGCUGCCAGACCGACGACUGCGCCCUCAAGCUCAAGUACCUGAUCGACCUGGAGAAGCUGGAGAGGACCUGGGUGGAGGAGAGCUUCCCGGUCCGAGCCCCCAGCGGCUGCGAGCCGGGCCAGGAGGAGCAGAGGCUCAUCCACGUGUCUGGGGAGAACGGGAUCUUCUGGAGCCACAGCGGGGACGAGAGCCGCCAGCCGUUCUGCGACUUCCCCGAAAUCGCCGACAUCAGCAUCAAGCAAGCCAGCCGGGAUAGCAACCCCGUGGAGAACCGGAUCGUCACCGUCACCAAGACGGACAACAGGAUCCUAGAGGUCGAGUUCCUCACGCUGCGGGAGGCCCUAUCCUUCGUCUCCCUCAUCGACGGCUACUACCGGCUGACAGCAGACGCCCACCAUUAUUUCUGCAAGGCAGUGGCUCCCCCCCGGCUGCUGGAGAACAUGGAGAACCAGUGUCAUGGACCCAUCAGGUCCGAGUUUGCAGUGAAGAAGCUGGCAGUGAACGACGAGGGAGGCUACCUCCUCCGCCGCAGCCUGCAGGACUUUGACAGCUACUUGCUCACUGUCUGCAUCAAGACUUGCUUCGGACGGGAUUACAAGGGUUGCCUGAUCCAGAGGGACAAGGACGGGAGCUACUCCCUCUCCGGCGUUCCCAGGCGCUUCUGCAGCCUCCAGGAGCUGCUCUGCACCUACCAGAACUGCACCCUGCACGCCGACGGGGUGGCCCUGCGCCUGGGCACGUGCUGCCCUCCCCGGCCCAAAGAAAAAUCCAACCUGCUGAUCGUGCGAGGCAGCUGCUGCCAGCUCCCCGGCUCCCCCGCUGCGCCACGCCGCAGCGUCACCCAGAUGAUGUUCCACAAGAUCCAGCCGGAGAACCUGACAAUGUGCGAGAACCUGGGCCAGGGAUCCUUCACCAAGAUCUACCGGGGGAUCAAGCGGGACCAGGAGGACAGUGAGUGUCGCGAGACCGAAGUCCUGCUGAAGGUGAUGGACAGCAGCCACGGCAACUGCUCCGAGUCCUUCCUCGAGGCCGCCAGCAUCAUGAGCCAGAUCUCCCACAAGCACCUGGUCCUGCUGUACGGGGUCAGCAUCAAGGAAAACAGUAUCAUGGUGCAGGAAUACGUCCGGUUCGGCGCGCUGGACAUCUACCUGAAGAAGAACCAGUCCGGGGGCAAGGUGACAGCCAGCUGGAAGCUGGAGGUGUCCAAACAACUGGCCUACGCCCUCAACUUUUUGGAGGAUAAGAAGAUCGUGCACGGCAAUGUCUCUGCUAAGAAGGUCCUGCUGGCCAGGGAGGGGGACGCCGCCAGCGGCAGCCCCCCUUUCAUAAAGCUCAGCGACCCUGGAGUCAGCCUCACCAUGCUGGCCAAGGAAAUGCUGAUCGACCGCAUCCCCUGGGUGGCCCCCGAGUGCAUCAGCGACCCCAAGAACCUGGCGCUCGAGUCGGACAAGUGGAGUUUCGGCGCCACCGUGUGGGAGAUCUUCAGCGGGGGCACCAUGCCCACGAGUGCCCUGGAGCCCCUGUUGAAACUCCAGUUCUACCAGAACAGCCUCCAGCUGCCGGCUCCCAGGUGGACGGAGCUGGCCAAUCUCAUCACGCAGUGCAUGGACUACCGGCCGGGCUGGCGCCCCUCCUUCCGGGCCAUCAUCAGGGACCUCAACAGCCUGAUCACCUCCGAUUACGAGCUGCUGUCGGACCUGUCGCCCAGCGAGCUCCCAGCCAAGGACGGCUUCUGGGGCUACAUCACAGGCCCGGCGUGCCAGGACCCCGCCUUCUAUGAGGAGCGGCACCUGAAGUACAUGUGUGUGCUGGGCAAGGGGAACUUCGGCAGCGUGGAGCUGUGUCGAUACGACCCGCUGGACGACAGCACCGGGGAGCUGGUGGCCGUGAAGCGGCUGCAGCAGAGCUCGGCCGAGCAGCUGCAGGACUUCGAACGGGAGAUCGCCAUCCUGCGCUCCCUGCACAGCGACUUCAUCGUCAAGUACCGGGGCGUGUGCUACAGCCUGGGGCGGAGGAGCCUGCGGCUCGUCAUGGAGUAUCUGCCCAAAGGCUGCCUGAGGGAGUAUCUGCAGAAGAACCAGGAGCGCCUGGACCACAAGCGGCUGCUGCUGUACGCGUGGCAGAUAUGUAAGGGCAUGGAGUACCUGGGAUCCCAGCGCUACGUUCACAGAGACUUGGCCAGCAGGAACAUCCUGGUGGAGAACGAGACCCACGUGAAGAUCGGGGACUUUGGCCUGGCCAAGCUGCUCCCCCAGGACAAGGAGUACUACGUGGUGCGGGAGCCGGGACAGAGCCCCGUGUUCUGGUAUGCGCCCGAGUCCCUGUCGGAUAACGUGUUCUCCCGCGAGUCCGACGUCUGGAGCUUUGGAGUCGUCCUUUACGAGCUCUUCACGUACAGCAACAGAAGCCAAAGCCCCUCCGAGGAAUUUCUCCGCAUGAUGGGACGUGACAAGCCCAUGCCGAUCAUUUGCCACCUGCUGGAGCUGCUGAAGGACGACAGGAGGCUCCCCGCGCCCCCCGGCUGCCCCGCUGAGGUGCACGGCCUGAUGCUGAGCUGCUGGGCCUUCAGCCAGAGCAAGAGGCCCAAAUUCAGCGAGCUGGGGCCGAAGCUCGAGGCGCUGCGCGACAGCCGGAGCAAGGUCCGGGGAUAGCAGGCCCUGCUCCCGUCUGGACUUGUCACCACACCUUGCCUCUGCCACGCAGGCCGCCCCCCUGCCCACGGGCCAGGGGCACCGCUGAGUGCGGGGUCAGGAGCUGCGCAGGGUCCCACUCACGGGCCCACGCUGCAGGGCCUGAACUCGGGGCAGGGCCCUCGCCCCCAGAGAAGAGGACGGCGGGACACGCAGGGGGCUUGACGAUGGCUCUGGCAGCCCCAGGACCCAGCCUCUAGCCAGGCUCUGGGGCUAAGCCAGGCGCAUGCUCGAGGCAGGGCAGCAAAGGGUCCCGGGUUCGCUGCCGAGGGCUGUUCUGAAGGCUUCCAGGCUACGGAGCCGCUCUGAUCCCUCCAAGGCUCCUGCAGAGACACCUCCCUGCUAUUUGCCCGGGUGGGUGACUGGGGAGACUGUCAGCCGCCCGUUGCUGAGGCAUGUGAUGGGCCGCAGAGUCAAUCAGCCCAUCCAGUCUGACCCUCCUGUAUAACACGGGCUGGAGAACUUCACCCCGUGACCCCUGUCCUGUGCCCGGGAGACCUCCCAGAGAGCCCCCUCCACACACACACACACACACACACACACACACACACACACGCCGCCCUAGGGCGGGCUGCCCCUCGCUGCCCCGUGUGCUUCGCUCAUGCGAUGUGACACGAUCCUUGAACACAAAUCAGAACCAUCCGCUGGGAAUUGCACCUGGAUUGUACUCACCUGCUAGAACCGAUCUGUAUUACCCAGAGAGCUGCGGUGCCUUUCUGACAGUCCCCGUCCGCGAGCAGGCUCGAGCUGACCCUUUAAGAUACCUGCGGGGGAGGGGGGGCUUUUCACACCCCAGCUUUUCAUGGAGGGGGGGAAAGGACUGGAAAUCUCAGCGACCCCCACCCACCCAGAGCGUCGCUAGUUAAAGAGAGACACAGAAGAGCAGCACCAUUAUGAGUUAAUUUAAUUAUUCGGAGAACAUAAGAACAUAAGAAAGGCCGUACCGGGUCAGACCAAAGGUCCAUCUAGCCCAGUAUCUGUCUACUGACAGUGGCCAAUGCCAGGUGCCCCUGAGGGAGUGAACCUAAC